GACUGUCGAGCGUGCUAUUCCGUCUUACCCCCUCUUCUUGAUUCGCCGGAUGCCUUCAGUUCCGUGAUCAUAAGAAAGAGAGUGAAUUAAAAAUGUGUCAACCCUUCGUGGCUGACGCACUGUACUCACAAUGAGGAGAUCUUAUGAAUAAAUUCGGAUGGUUGGUCGUGACUCUGGGCAACAUAACCAACUCAACCCGGCAAAAAAGGAGGAAUCCAAAUUCAAGAAAAAUUGAAUUAAAUUGAAAGAGCGUCGACACCAACAUGGCUUAUGAUCAUGUUUUAAGCCAGCUGGGCGACUUUGGUCGAUAUCAAAGGAGAAUUUACAUCCUCCUUUGCCUUCCUGCAAUAUCAUGUGCCUUUCACAAACUGGCAUGGGUUUUCUUGGGAGCCAAAGCACAUCACAGAUGUCAGUUACCAUUUGAGGAGGCCAAUGCUACAUACAGUAGCCUCUCAGUGUCAACUUGGAAUAUGUCACUUCCAUGGGAUUCUCAGUUAGGGAAUUAUUCUUCUUGCGCUCGAUAUGAUGCCAACUUUACUGACGAUUAUUUUCAAAGUAUGCAACCAGCAACCCAAACUGUACCAUGCAGCAGCUGGAUCUAUGACCAUUCUAAAUAUGAAAGUAGUGCUGUCAUGGAGUGGAACCUUGUUUGCAACAACGCAUGGCUCAGGGCUACUGCUGACGCUCUCUUCAUGGUUGGAGUUCUCCUAGGAUCCAUCAUAUUUGGAGAUCUUUCUGAUAGAUUUGGCCGACGUCCUAUUUUCUUUGCAUCCUUAGUCCUUCAACUUAUUGGAGGUAUUCUGGCUGCAAUUGCACCAGAAUAUAUUACAUUUGUCCUCGCUCGAAUGGUAGUUGGAGCUACUUCAUCAGGAGUGUUCCUAGUGGCUUAUGUAAUAGCUUUGGAAAUGGUAGGUUCUAAAAAGCGGUUGAUUGCUGGUGUUGUGUGUCAGAUGUUUUUCUCAGUUGGGUACAUGCUCACUGCAUUUUUGGCAUACAUGAUCAGAGAUUGGCGAUAUCUUCAACUUGCUCUUACUUUACCUGGUGUUGCCUUCAUGUGUUACUGGUGGUUAAUACCUGAAUCAGCCCGCUGGUUGCUCACAAAGAACCGUAAGGAGGAAGCUAUACAACUGCUACUCAAAGUUGCCAACGAGAAUAAAGUAAAUAUAACUGCUGAAAGAAUUCAAGAGCUUCUUGACCAGGAAGAGGAGGAGACACCAGAAACUGAGAAGGAAAUGAAAAAUAUGGAAUCUGGAAGCCCAUUAAUGAACAAAGAACUCACACAAAAUGGCAUAGAUCAUAAAAAUGAAGAUCCCGAGUCCCAUCAAGAUAAAAUGCUGACAAAUGGAAGUGGCACUGAAAAAAAAGAGGAACCAGGAGAAACUGGAUCACCUUCUGUGCUUGACCUUUUUCGCUAUCCAAAUCUUAGAAAAAAGUCCUUGAAUAUAUUCUUUAACUGGUUUGUCAAUAGUGCUACCUACUAUGGAUUAUCCUGGAAUACAUCAAACCUUGGAGGAAAUGAUUUCCUGAAUUUCCUUAUUUCUGGAGUAGUUGAAAUCCCUGGCUAUGUCAUGCUUUUAUUAUUACUGAACCGUUGGGGACGAAAAGCAACUCUUUGUUCUGCAUUAAUCAUCACAGGGCUGGCUCUUCUACUAACACAAGUUGUGCCUUCAAACACAAACUGGCUGAUAAUUACACUAGCUAUGAUUGGUAAAAUGACAAUUACUGCAUCUUAUGGCACCAUAUAUAUAUUCACUGCUGAGCAAUUCCCCACUGUCAUUCGAAAUGUUGGAUUGGGAGCUGCAUCCACAUCAGCUCGAGUAGGAGGAGUGUUAGCACCAUACUUUAAUCUACUGGCUGAUUAUUGGCGCCCCCUACCCCUUGUUAUCUUUGGUACUUUGGCCUUAUCAGCUGGAAGUCUAGCUUUGUUGCUUCCAGAAACAUUAAAUAAGAAACUGCCAGAAACCAUACAGGAUGGAGAAGAGUUUGGAAAGAAAGCAAAGAAGAUGAAAAGUCCAAAACAGUCCUUAUCUGACGCAUAAUAUAUUUUAUUAAUUUUUGUUUCUCCAAAAUUUGUCAAAAACUUUUUAAAAGAAAUUUUCUACGUUUCAUAAGUUUUGCACAUUAUUUAAAACUGUCCUGACAGUGUUGCUCUUCUUUUGAGGUAGUACAGGAAGUACACAGAAGACUGUUUUUAUUAAUGACAAGACAAGUCCAUUGGACUAUGUAGUUGAAACUUAAUAUUGUGUGACUAAUAGAGUGACAAACUCCAGUUUUUGGCCACUAUGUGGCUGUGGAAUACUCUUAUGUUCCCUGUGGCACUGUAUGCAGCAUAUGAUAACAAAUUACCUUUCAAUAUAGGUAUACUGCUUGUAAAUUGACAAGUGCUCCCAUUAGAUGGAAUUCUGCACGUACCCACAUGUCAUGAGUUUCAGUAAGAUUUUAUGUACAUGUUUGCGUAUGAAAAGUAAUUGGGUGAUUUGAAUUACUGUAUAAGCCCUGUGGUUCAUUGCUGUGUACUCUAGAAUUAGAAGAGUGUGAUGUCUAUUAUUUUUGAGUGUAUGGAAACCAUGUGAAACAGUGUGCCAAGUGGAAAAAGUGCAUUAGUUCUCUCAGCGUGAAUCCAACAUGUUUGAAAUUUGUACGUGACUUCUGUGGCACACUUUUCAGAAUGAAAAUGAUGCUGCUAACUUUUUUCUAGAUUAGACACAAUAGAUCUCACUUUGAACUAUCGUAACAAGUAAUAUACACUAACUACUUAAUACGUUCGAAUAAUGCUAAUAUGCCAAAGAAAUUCUAUAAAUGUUACCUGAUGUACCUUCAUUUCUGUUGCAAUUGGAGAGAAAUAGUAACCCGUCGUCUUACAACUAAAAUUAUUCAAUUUGCAAAGUUGAUGUAUUUUAUGAUGUUUAUUUAUUUAUUUGUAGAGUCAUAGGACAGUAACUUCCAUUGACCGAUGCAGUUAAUGCUCCACUGCUUUUUCAGAGGUUUACAUCAUGCAUUGUACUUACUCAUGACAAUAAUAUUAGGUUCUUAUACAGAUGUUUGCUCAGGUUUUUCUAUUACUUAAACAUUAAAGUACUGGUACAUGAAAAUUUCUAAUUACCUAAAUUGAAUUUGUCUAACAUUACUUUGUAAUUUGGACCAUUUUACAACUUGCACGGGGUGUAUCAGAGCAAACCCCCCAGUGUUGCAGGUUUGUCUACUCUCCCUGCCCAUAAGGCACCCUUGCCCCGGGAGCCCAAUAGAGAAGGCAACGCUCCGCAACACGUUUUGGCUCUGAUACACCUAGUACAUACAUAGGUAAGGCUAUUUGCUGAGGCAAAUUUUUGUGUUGUGCCUGUUAAGUCCCUUGUAAUAAAUUCGAAUUUCUGUUAAUGCUGAAAAACAGAAAAUGGAAGAAUCUCUAAUAAAAAGAAAAGAAUAAAAUUGUAUCUGAAUCUGUGUAAAAAGGAUAGAAUAAAAUUGUAUCUGAAA
Frankliniella occidentalis (western flower thrips) is the source of this 3474-nucleotide messenger RNA. It is a transcript of the gene Orct, whose product is annotated as organic cation transporter protein. Gene Ontology annotation, molecular function: transmembrane transporter activity. Gene Ontology annotation, biological process: transmembrane transport. The coding region runs from base 264 to 2039 and encodes 591 amino acids. The transcript has 11 exons. Gene Ontology annotation, cellular component: membrane. The record is from RefSeq and is a predicted model, not a curated record. NCBI's taxonomy places the organism in Eukaryota, Metazoa, Arthropoda, Insecta, Thysanoptera, Thripidae.